Stegastes partitus (bicolor damselfish) is the source of this 1934-nucleotide messenger RNA. RefSeq names its product centromere protein K (gene cenpk). The transcript is spliced from 10 exons. Lineage: Eukaryota; Metazoa; Chordata; Actinopteri; Pomacentridae. Gene Ontology annotation, biological process: mitotic sister chromatid segregation; kinetochore assembly. Gene Ontology annotation, cellular component: nucleus. The record is from RefSeq and is a predicted model, not a curated record. Bases 66 to 854 code for a protein of 262 amino acids.
AAAAAGCAGCGGCGAUCUUUUGUUGUGGUCCGUGAAGUGCAGAAAAACCUGUGGAUUAUAUAAAUAUGGCUGAGGUGAGACCAGGCAGCCAGCUGUCAGAGGCUGCUCAGUCUGAGCUGCUGGACCUGUGUGAGGAUCAGUUUGCUCAGCUGGAAAAGCUUCAGAAUGAGAUUAUACUGUGUGAACCAGAUUCCUGUGAGACUCCACAAGAUCAGUCAGUAAACAGACUGAUGGCAACAGAAGCUGAACUGAAGCAGUGGCUGACGGUGGAGCCCAAAUUGAUCGCACAAAAUUCUGAAAUUUUACUUCACGCUGGAAAAGAGGAAAUGCUGAAACUGUGUUCUGAGCUUGAGAUGGUUGUUUCUUGUUAUGAAGCCAAGAGAGACAAACUGAGAGAGACUAAAGAACUGGAACACAAGUGGCUUGAGGAGAAGAAAGACAUGCUGAUAGCUACCAGUGAGCAUGUUAACCGGAUUCAAAUGGAAAAGGAAAACUUAUCAGAGCAUAGUAUGCUGCAGGACACAAAAGCAAAAAUCCAGAAGAUGAAGGUCUAUCAGGAAAGGCUGAUGGAGUCGCUGGGUGAGAUCCUGGAGAAGCACGUUCCUCCUCCUCAGAAUGAAUCCAGUACAAGCAAGAAGAAAAGGAACAAUGCACUUGAGAUAAACAAGGACCUGGUUUUGCUCAAUGAAAUACUGGAGGUGCUCAUGAACAAGGUCCUGAACACACCACAUGACCCCUACGUGACAAUAGACGACACAUUCUGGCCGCCGUACGUAGAAAUGCUGCUCCGCUAUGGGAUUGCAGUGAGGCACCAGGAGAAUAACUUCAAGAUCCGCCUGGAAACCUUUUUCUAAGGCCUCUUAAGCACCUAUCUAUGAGUGGUUCUAAUUCAAGUCUGCUUGUGCAGUGCAGUCAAGCUGAUAUGAAGGCAAACUGUGCAGGGAAAGCAACACCACUAGCGAUUCACUGUAUCUAUUUGUGUAUCACAGUUGCAAACUGCAGAUUUUUUCAGUCGUUCAUUUAUGCCUUGAGUACUUUUUAGGUCUAGAUGUGUUUGUACAUACAGAAUAACUACGUGCAUUUUAUGAAGUCCAAGAAAACCCAAAUUUCAGUUCUAAGCAUAUCAAGAUUUAAUUCAGAUAUAUUUUUUACAUUGAAAUUUUUACUGUAUGUUGCAGUGGAACUUGGUUUAAUACUUCAUGGAUUGGAAAUUUUAUAGACUGAACAAAAACAUAAAUGCAGCAUACAAAUGGUCUGUUUUUAAAAUUCUUCUCUGAGGCAAAAAUCUUGUUUUUGUUGUUCUAAUUAGAGAAGGGUUCAGUAUAACUACUUGUGGACAAAAGGUUUUUGAGCUGUUCAGCUGGUGACAAAUUCUUGACUAGUGAGUUAAUCCACACCCUCUUUGGGUGUGUCUUUAUAAGGACAAUGAUCAGAUAGCAUGACCAGUGACUGUGAAAGGCCACCUAAAAAUGCAGUUUUAUUCUAAUAAAUACCACAGAUGACAGGACUAAGAUGAGAACCGGCUGUUGGUCUGUUGGAUGCUGACAGAUGUCAGUUAGGGCCGUAGUCAGAAACUUAAAUGUCCAGAAAUGCCUCAUUUGUUGUCUAAACAAAAACCUGAUGCUCUGGAUAGAUGUACCCCUUCUAUUGUGGAGAUGCUGUGUGUUGGAACAUAAAAAUACUAAUUGUCUAUGUUAAAAAGAAUAGACAGAAUUGAGUAAAAUAUUACAUGCUGCGUUUAUAUUUUUGUUUUUCACCAGAUUUGUUUUUAUCAGUGUUCUUAAAAUUGGCUGUUUUUCUGAUCUCUUAAAAUGAACUUUCUUAAACCUUCAGUUACUCCAAUAAUGUACUGUGUAUAUAUGUAGAUUUUAUUCAUGUUUGUUUUUAUAUGUUUUGUUGUUCAUAUUCAAUAAACUUCAUAUGUGACGUUUCUA